UGACAGAGUGUGCGCAUGCGCAGUAGAGUCGGACCUGCUGCUCUCAGCAGCUCUGAGCUUCAUCACCUUUAGUUCAGCUACCUGAAGCACUCAGACAUGAACUGUCACCGUUAGAGGAGCUGUCUGCCUUUACCUGGACCGUAGUGUUCGUCUCUCCGUCAUAACAUUGUAAAAACCAACAGGGCAUGAUGCGGUUCAUGCUGCUUUUCAGCCGUCAGGGGAAGCUGCGCCUGCAGAAGUGGUACACGGCCACGGCCGAGCGCGACAAGAAGAAGAUGGUCCGGGAGCUGAUGCAGAUAGUGCUCGCCCGCAAACCAAAGAUGUGCAGCUUCCUGGAAUGGAGGGACCUGAAGAUUGUCUAUAAAAGGUAUGCCAGCCUGUAUUUCUGUUGUGCAAUCGAAGAGCAGGACAACGAGCUGAUCACACUGGAAGUCAUCCACCGCUUCGUAGAGCUUCUGGAUAAGUACUUUGGCAGCGUGUGUGAGCUGGACAUCAUCUUUAACUUUGAGAAGGCCUACUUCAUACUAGAUGAGUUCCUGAUGGGAGGAGAGAUCCAGGAUACGUCUAAGAAGAGCGUCCUCAAAGCCAUCGAACAAGCGGACCUACUGCAGGAGGAGGACGAAUCACCCCGGAGUGUGUUGGAGGAGAUGGGCUUGGCGUAGUACACGGCAGCAGGGGCGGGGCACAAUCUGGGAUGCUUGGACUGACUGACUGACGGCGUUGGUUCUGUGUAUCUUUGGCUCUGAUGUACGGCGUGUAACUGGGGAAGAGACUCGGUUAAGACUGGAAGAUCCUUGCUUUGACGGGCCCUUUAGCUCUUUGUGUGUGUGUGUGUGUACACGUGUGUGCGUGUGUGUGCGUGCGUGUACAUGUGUGUGUGAUCUGAGUGUGGGGGGGUUGUGUGUUCAGAUUUUUUAAAGGAAUCCAGCUUCCUGACGUUAGAGUCCCAGUGAGGCAGUUACACCGAUGCUUUAACAGUCGAACCUCGUCGUGACGGUUCGUCAGGUACUCAAUGUGAACUGAGACUAGGUCAGGGAUUAAUGGGGGGGGGCGUCACUAACAUGAUAAAUCUGAUGUUAUUAUAUAUUUUUUGCUUUUUCAACAGUUCUCAUUUGUCCAUCAUUCCUACCAGUUACCAUUUAUAACCAAUAGAAUUGAGACUCAUAACUACGACGGAGGGUUAAGGCUACAUUAAGGGGGUAAAAAAAUCUGAGAUUUGAAGAAUAAAGUCGUAAUUUAAUGAGAAUUUCUGACUUUAUUCUCGUAAUAUUACGACUUUUUUUCUCGUAAACUUCUGACUUUAUUCUCGUAAUCUCAGAUUUAUAUAUUUAUUCCUCAAUGUGGCCCUAAUACUCCGUCGUACAUACAGUAACUACCAUCCUCUAGAUGUUCUAAUAAUCCCGAGGUGUUGUCAAAAACAUCUCUGUCAGUACAUUAUUACAAUUAAUCGAACUACACUUGGUGUUCUAAAAACGUCGUAUAGACUUUUCUCAUGAAGACAGAGUUGUACUGUCGGCAGCGAUCGACCCGUCCUCCCUAAUGUGACGUGACGGAGUCUGGGCGACUAAACUGCAUCGUGGAUUGUGAAUAAUGAACCAAAGACAUUUGAGAUUUGCAUCACAGCCUAAAAUAACUCGUUCACGUAUGAGCCAUGCACAUGAACCGUGAGUGGACUGAUGGAAAUGUCAAGUCUGUCUUAUAUGCAAUCACAUAAGAAUCACAUCCCGCUUAGUUUUCCUCCAGACUGCAGGGAGCAACUAGUACUGCUAACUAGUACUACUAACUGGUAAUACAUGUUAGGACUGGAUUGAAACUCCAAGGCAAUUAGAAUAAACUGAAUUAUAUAUA
Sebastes umbrosus (honeycomb rockfish) is the source of this 1848-nucleotide messenger RNA. It is a transcript of the gene ap1s1, whose product is annotated as adaptor related protein complex 1 subunit sigma 1. Gene Ontology annotation, molecular function: clathrin-cargo adaptor activity. The record is from RefSeq and is a predicted model, not a curated record. The coding region runs from base 186 to 662 and encodes 158 amino acids. The transcript has 6 exons. Gene Ontology annotation, biological process: intracellular protein transport; vesicle-mediated transport. Gene Ontology annotation, cellular component: intracellular membrane-bounded organelle; AP-1 adaptor complex; membrane coat. NCBI's taxonomy places the organism in Eukaryota, Metazoa, Chordata, Actinopteri, Perciformes, Sebastidae.